Molecule: messenger RNA, 534 nt
Organism: Arabis nemorensis
Lineage: Eukaryota; Viridiplantae; Streptophyta; Magnoliopsida; Brassicales; Brassicaceae
Source: the annotation of a GenBank genome assembly
AUGAUUAGCAAUGCAAAGAAAGAAGGAAAAAAACUAGACUGGAUUUUGUCUGACGAUUGGAAAAUUAUGCAAGAGUAUUGGGCAACACCAAGAGCCAAAGAAAAUAGCGAGAAGGCUCGUGCUUCUCGAAUGUCUGAUCGCAAUGGUUUAGAAACUUAUGAAAACCAUGUACAAGAAUGUUUAGGACAGCUCGAAUCUUCCGGCGAAGAGAAUGUGACAGCCGAAAAUCUUGACCAACGGAUUCUUUUUGYUUUACAUUCAUUUGUGCUUCUUGUGAUGUGUGUAGUGGCUGCUGCUGAUUCAUCUAAACAAGGUCAUGUCUUUGGACUUGGAGCCUUGCGCAACGAGGUUUUACCAGCUUUUGAGGCUUCGUCAAGUGCACAACACCCUUCUGAAGAACCAGAGAUGAUAACGCAACGGCUCGAAGAGGUAGAAGCAGAACUAAAACAAUGCUGUGAAGAGAAACAAGAAUUUCAGAGAAGAUUUGAAUGCAUGGAAAAAAUUGUUCAGUCUUUGGCAAAUCACAAUGCUUAG